AUGGCGGGGGAGGGCGAACUGGGCGCACUUCCCCAGCUGGUCAAGGAAGUCUUGCAACAGCACCGCGAUGAGCAGCAGAGGCAACUGGAUCAAUGGCUUCACAGCCUGGAUGGGCUUCUAAGGCAGGGCUUGCACAGCACCCUUCGCGGUUCGACUUCUUCUGAAGCGUUGCACUUCGACUCGUAUGCGCCGGUUCUGUCGACUUCGCUGCACAUGUCUGCCAUCAACACUACCAGAUCCGACAUGAUGAGAAUCGAGGAGGAGUGGCAAGCGAGUUGGCCGAGCAACACUCCCCACAAAUUGGUCGAGCGCACCGAGAGCUACGAGCUCGCAAGACAGGAGAGCACGCGGAUCCACCGCAAGGAGAUCGCUUCCGGCGUCAUUUCGCAGGAUGAAGACAAGGAGGGAAAGCUGGGACGCCUGCGGGCGCUGGCACACUUGGUGGCCAAUUCGGUGGCUUUCGAACUUCUCUUCGCCGUGGUGAUCCUCACGAAUGCGGUCUACCUGGGCAUUCAGCUACAGUGGGACAAAGAAUCCCGAACAGCGGCCAUUGGCGGCGACUCACUCACAGUCCAGCUGAUUUUUGCAGUUCUCUUCUCGAUCGAGGUGGGCAUCCGGCUUGUGGCUGUGGGGUGCCGCAGCUACGUGUGCGGGCGCGAUCGACUCUGGAAUUGGCUCGACAUUUUUGUGGUGAGCACCUCAUGGUUCGUCAUUGGAGUUGAGCUUCUGGCCACGGCUGGCCUGGACGAAGCGAACAACUCCCAACUGCGCAUCUUCCGCGUGUUCCGGGUCGGGCGGCUGCUGCGUGUCGUCGGCUCGCUCUGGGUGGUUCGCUCCAUCAAGGCCCUGCGGCAGCUGGUCAACUCCUUGGUGGACACGCUGAAGUCUCUCUUUUGGGCCCUGGUGCUUCUGUGCUUGAUCAUCUACACGUUUGCGAUACUUUUCACUGACGCUGCUAUUGACUACGCGUUUUUUAACGACCCGCCGCCGACGCUGGAGUCCCAUUUCGGCACCUUGUCCAGGUCGGUGAACACCUUGUUGAGGGCAAUCUUGGGCGGCGAAGACUGGUGGAUCGCAGCCGACGCUUUGCAAAAGAUCGGUACGCUCUGGGAAUGGAUUUUUAAUUUUUAUGUGUGCUUCUGCACCUUUGCUGUCCUGAACGUCAUGACUGGGGUGUUCUGCAACUCGGCAAUAAAAGCUGCGGAGCGAGACCAUGACACGCUGAUGCAAAACCGCCAUGAAUUUCGGCAGUUGGCCCACGAUCUGUUCAGCAAGAUGGACAGCAGUGGGCUUGGGCGCAUCACCAUUUCAGAGUUCGAGCGCUUAUUCGACGAUGAGGCAAUGAAAGCCUUCCUUGAGACGGCCGAGAUCAAUGCCGUUGAUGCUUGGACCCUUUUCGCGAGCCUUGACGUGGAUGGCGACUACGUCAUCAGCGUGGACGAGUUUACGGAGCGGUGCAUGCAGCUGCAUGGCCCAGCACGAGCUGUGGAUGUUUUCGGCCUUCAGCGGCAUCAGAUGAAGUAUCGGGAGCAAGUGUACGAAGUGGAGCAACGUCUAGCCCAGCUAGAGCCAAAGAUCAACAUGAUUUUGGGGGCUUGCCAGAGUUUGGCGGCUUCCCAUUCGGACGACUUCACCUUGUGA
Messenger RNA from Symbiodinium natans, 1641 nucleotides. The record is from the annotation of a GenBank genome assembly. Lineage: Eukaryota; Dinophyceae; Suessiales; Symbiodiniaceae.